Messenger RNA from Rhodotorula toruloides NP11, 1365 nucleotides. RefSeq lists its product as uncharacterized. The record is from RefSeq and is a predicted model, not a curated record. The transcript has 5 exons. Bases 1 to 1365 code for a protein of 454 amino acids. Lineage: Eukaryota; Fungi; Basidiomycota; Microbotryomycetes; Sporidiobolales; Sporidiobolaceae.
AUGCCCUCUCUCCCGUCUCUCGCACAGAUUUACAAAGACGCCAACGCAGCCGGCACCGCAAGCGACCUCACGGCGCGCGACUUGAGACGCUUGUUGGCUGAGACGGGCUGGACUUGCUCCGACGAGGAGUGGAAGGAGAAAGGGCUGAGGGACGAGGCGAAGGCGGUUUGGGGCGAGCUGGUGGCCAACGACGGCGAGGGAGACGCGUCUUCGCCUCCUCCGGCCAAAAAGCGCAAGACGAGUACGGCUGCAAAGGACGAGGACGGGGCGCAGGAGAGGAAGGGCGGGAAGAAGAAGAUGGGGGAGAGGAGGAGCAAGUACGAGCGAGCGGCCGACCGGAACUUCGAGACCUUCGCAGCGGCCAUGGUUGACGAAGUCGUCGAAGGACUCGCCGGAGGCGCCGCAGCUGUCGCCGCCGCUCUCGGUCCCGGCGGGUUGGACGAUUCUGACGAGGAGGAGGAAGACGAAGACUACGCUGGUUCCUCGUCUGGCUCCUCGCCUCCCUCACCGUCGAAGAAGGGGAAGAAGCCGUCGGCUUCCUCGUCCGACUCUGGUUCUUCCGACGACGACGACGAUUCGGGAUCCGUCGCCUCGUCGAGCGCUGCCAAGAAGGGCAAGGGCAAGGCGAAGGCGGCGAUGAACGGGAAGGGCAAGGCUAAGGCUGCGCCGGCGAAGAAAGGCGGGAGGAAGGGCAAGGCGCCCGCAGGAGGCUUCAAGAGCGCCGAGUUGAUUGCCGACUCGGACGACUCGAGUAACGAGCUACCUCCGUCGAAGGCGAUCGAUGACAGCAGCGACGAGGACGGCGGAUCGAAGAAGAAGGGCAAGAAGCGCGCGAGUUCGGUCGGGAGCGGAGCAUCGAAGGGAAAGGGAAAGGCGGACAAGCCGAAGAAGGAGCGUAAGCCGCCGGCGCCGAAGCCUGGAGACGCGGAGAAGGGCACGGAGGAGGAGGAAGAGAGGAUCAAGAAGCUCAAGGCCCUCCUGACCGCCGCCUCCGGCCCGCGCGCCUUCUCCGCCUCGACCGGCGCCGAACGCACCCUGACCGCCGCCCGCCGCAUCGAGAUUCUCGAGAACCACCUCGCCAAGCUUGACCUGCCCGUCAAAAACGGCAAGUUGCCGACGAUGGCCAAGGCGAAGGAGAUUGGAGAGCAGAGGCAGCUUGAUAAGGAGAUGGCUGAACUCGGCGGCAACCCUCUUCACGCCGGCUUGCGCGACGGCAAGCAGAUCACCGCAGACUCGGACGAGGACGUCGCCAGCGGUCCUUCCAAGAAGAAGCUCGCAAGCAGUUCGGCGCGCAAGAAGGAUGUUGCGAUGGAAAGGAAGAAGUUUGCGGCGUUCCUUGGCGACCAGUCGAGCGACUCGGAUUGA